AGGAACUUGUUUUUGUGUGUUGGAUAUAUUGAGAUAUUACACUGUGAUGAUGCUUUUGAUUACUGGGGAAAAGGAACAAUGGUCACUGUCACAACAGAAACUUCAACUGCACCCACUGUGUUUCCUCUGGUACCAUGUGGUUCUGAAAGUGGAGAUACGGUCACUCUUGGCUGCCUUGCCACUGGCUUUAACCCUCCUGCAGUGACUUUCUCAUGGAACAAAGACAGCAAUCCCUUGACAGACUUCAUCCAGUACCCUGCAGUACAAAAAGGCAAUGUUUAUACUGGAGUCAGUCAAAUCCGAGUGAGGAGACAGGACUGGGAUGGACAACAGAAUUUUCAAUGUGCUGUGAACCACACUGCUGGAAAUGCAGAGACUCCUAUCACAAAACCACAGGUGUCUAAGCCGAAUCCACCUGUGGACAAACCUGACAUAGACAACACAGGAGAGCCAACAGUAGCAGUCUACAUCCCCCCACAGCAGCAAACCGACCCAUAUAAGCCUGAUGAAAUCACUCUGGUGUGUCUGGUCACCAGUACUGUGGAUGAGACAUAUAAAAUCGAAUGGUCAGAAAUGUCUGAAAAGACACAAGGACCUUAUGCUACAGCCACCGACGUCCCUGCACAGCAGAGCAAAAAUGACCAGAAAUGGCGAAGUAUGAGUCUUUACACCACCAGUAAGGCAAACUGGGACAAAAAACAUCCAACCAAAAUGUUCACCUGCCGUGUCGGAGUCGGACAUAAAAAUAUUUCAAAACAAGUGUCUAAUGCCCAUGCUGAUUUUUGUGAUCUGAGUUGGGACGAUAUCACCGCUGAAGACGAUUUUGGCAGCCUGUGGUCCACAGCUUCCUCCUUCAUAUUCCUUUUCAUAUUGUCUCUCUUCUAUAGCAUAAUUAUCAGCCUUCUUAAGAAAACCAAGUAUGCCAAGAUGGAAAGUCUGUUUUUGUAUGAAGUGGUGAAUAAUUUGUUAGACUGUGACUAUGCUUUUGACUACUGGGGAAAAGGCACAAUGGUCACCGUCACGUCAGAAACUUCAAGUCCACCCACUGUGUUUCCUCUGGUACCAUGUGGUUCUGAAAGUGGAGAUAUGGUCACUCUUGGCUGCCUUGCCACUGGCUUUAACCCUCCUGCAGUGACUUUCUCAUGGAACAAAGACAGCAAUCCCUUGACAGACUUCAUCCAGUACCCUGCAGUACAAAAAGGCAAUGUUUAUACUGGAGUCAGUCAAAUCCGAGUGAGGAGACAGGACUGGGAUGGACGACAGAAUUUUCAAUGUGCUGUGAAUCACGCUGCUGGAAAUGCAGAGGCGCCUAUCACAAAACCACUGGUGUUUAAGCAGGAUCCAACUCUUAAAGUGAUUUCCUCUCCUGAUGCGGACGGUACCUAUACUGCCUCCUGCUUUGCCAAAGAGUUUGCACCAAAGCAACAUGCCAUCAAAUGGCUGAAAAAUGGAACAGACAUCACCAGCAAAAUAGAUCUGAUCAGUACAGUUUCUGAAUCAAGAAAGGCAGAUGGAAAGAAAGUGUACAACGCAGCAAGUUUUCUCACUGUAAAAUCCAGUGAUGUGAAUGAAGAUACUGAAUUCACUUGUGUGUUUACGGGAGGCCAAAGUGGAUCUUUGAAAAAAAGUGACACAGACAACACACAAGUGGCGUUUAAGCAGAAUCCAACUCUUAAAGUGAUUUCCUCUCCUGAUGAGCACGGUACCUAUACUGCCUCCUGCUUUGCCAAAGAGUUUGCACCAAAGAAACAUGCCAUCAAAUGGAUGAAAAAUGGAGCAGACAUCACCAGGAAAAUAGAUCUGAUCAGUACAGUUUCUGAAUCAAGAAAGGCAGAUGGAAAGAAAGUGUACAACGCAGCAAGUUUUCUCACAUUAAAUUCCAAUGAUGUGAAUGAAGAUACUGAAUUCACUUGUGUGUUUACGGGAGGCCAAAGUGGAUCUUUGAAUAAAAGUGACAGAGACAACACACAAGUGGCAUUUAAGCAGGAUCCAACUCUUAAAGUGAUUUCCUCUCCUGAUGCGGACGGUACCUAUACUGCCUCCUGCUUUGCCAAAGAGUUUGCACCAAAGCAACAUGCCAUCAAAUGGCUGAAAAAUGGAACAGACAUCACCAGCAAAAUAGAUCUGAUCACUACAGUUUCUGAAUCAAGAAAGACAGAUGGAAAGAAAGUGUACAACGCAGCAAGUUUUCUCACAUUAAAUUCCAGUGAUUUGAAUGAAGAUUCUGUAUUUAUGUGUACAUUUACGGGAGGCCAAAGUGGAUCUUUGAAUAAAACUGACAGAGACAACACACUAGAUGUUUCCACAACUUUCGAUCCGAAAAACAGUCCAACAGUGACAGUCCACAUCCUCCCACAGCUGCACACUGACCAGUUAAAUCCUCAGGAUGAAAUCACUCUGGUGUGUCUGGUCACCAGUGCUGUGAAAAAGAUGUAUCAAAUCGAAUGGUCAGAAAGUUAUGGACGAAAUUCUGGACGUUAUGUUACAGGCACCAACGUCCCUGCACAGCAGAGCAAAAAUGACAAGAAAUGGCGAAGCAUGAGUCUUUACACCACCAGUAAGGCAAACUGGUACAAAAAAGAUCCAGCCAAAACGUUCACCUGCCAUGUCCGAUCUGAAAAUAUUCACAAAACAGUGUCCAGCACCCAUGAUGAUUUUUGUGAUCUGAGUUGGGACAAUGUCAUCGCUGAAGAGGAUUUUAGCAGCCUGUGGUCCACAGCUUCCUCCUUCAUAUUCCUCUUCAUAUUCUCUCUCUUCUAUAGCAUAAUUAUCAGCCUUCUUAAGAUAAAGAGAUGA
Molecule: messenger RNA, 2796 nt
Organism: Oreochromis aureus
Lineage: Eukaryota; Metazoa; Chordata; Actinopteri; Cichliformes; Cichlidae
Product: immunoglobulin mu heavy chain-like
Exons: 14
Source: RefSeq, a predicted model, not a curated record